Messenger RNA from Symbiodinium pilosum, 327 nucleotides. NCBI's taxonomy places the organism in Eukaryota, Dinophyceae, Suessiales, Symbiodiniaceae. The record is from the annotation of a GenBank genome assembly.
AUGCGGGCAGAUGGUCCCUCGCGAGUGGUGUCUUGGGACGAUGUGAGCCGUGGUACCGCAGAUGGCUCUUUGUCCUCCUGGGGGGCGAACGUCACCGACACCUGCUUGAAGAGCAAGAGCGGGAAACGGCUCUUUACUGUGCGAAGCGAAAACUGGAAUGAGCGAGUGGGCGUGGCCUGGCUUCGUGUGAUAGUGCAGGGAAUGUCGGAACGUCCGCGCUGUAGACUGCAGCUGCAUGUGAAACUGAGGUUGUCAGCUCUGAAGAUUUUCGGCUCUUUGCACUCUGUUUUGCACUCUGUGGAUUCCGUUCUCUCCUCUCUUCAGUAG